GUAAUAUCAAUAAGGUUAGCCAUUAUAUUACUUUUUAUUAAACAUUUUCAUUUAUCAAAAACCCCCGUAAGAUUUAACUGAAUUAAAAGAUAAAUAGUUCUAAUUAAAUUAUAGAACAAAGCGUGAAAAAUGGUUCUUCUAGAACUUUUUAUCGUCUGUUGCGUAAUUAGUAAUGCUGCAAGCAGCUGUCCAGAUCAUAUUAAAUAUGGUAAGCCUCCACCAACAACUUGUCAAAAACCAACUGAUCCUUUAAAAAAACCUCCAUCCAAACUUGAAGAAUGGUUUACAGAAAAAGUAUUUAACGAUCUGUUUCCAAAAGCAAACUUGGGAUGGGGGCCAUCUGAUUGUCGCCCAUACAAUUACAAAGCAUUUGUCAUUGCUGCCAGGUAUUUUCCCAAGUUUGGAACAGAACACGUACUUACUGACCCAACUAAAAAACCACUUCUUACUAAGUACACUCCAUUGGAAACUUACAAAAGAGACUUAGCCGCUUUUUUCUCACACGCUGUACAGGAAACAGGAGAAAAUGAUGCUAACUUAUACAGAAUUCUCCCAAAAGAUAAAGCUCAUGAUUGUUUUUACAAAGGGGGAUUUUUUAAUUGGUUCGAAGGCGGUCCAAAUUCACCUUUUGUUAAAAAUGGAGGUUUGGAUCCCAAUGAUGGAGAAUUUUGUACUGCAGCUGCUCGCUACUGUGAUGAUGGAUCCAAUACAAAAUGGUUUUAUCCAUGCAACCCUUCUCAAUCUGGCAGUUGGUAUCAAGGAUGCUACUACGGUCGUGGAGCAAUUCAAAUCUCAUACAACUACAAUUAUGGACUUUUUAACCGCUGGUUAAAACAGCAGGGAAUAACACAUCAAGGAAAACCAAUUGAUGUUCUUGCAAACCCAAAUCUAAUUAUGACUAAAACUGAUCCACCGCUCAGCAUUAUGGCUUCUCUGUGGUUUUACAUGACCCCGCAAAGUCCGAAACCUUCAAUGCAUGAUAUUGUAAUCGGAAACUGGGUAUCAGCUGACGAUGAUUAUAGAGGAGGCGUUUUUGGCCCAACAUCACUUGUUAUUAAUAAUGAAUGCGGAGAUGAAGAUGCUGCUGAACCAGGUGGUGCUGGAGAAAGUAGAAGAAUCAAAGCGUUUCGAUGGUUCACAAAUUAUUUUAAAGUUCCGUUUAACACCGGUAAUUCAAAAACUCUUUCAUGCAAACUAUUCAAUGGUGGUUCACGCAAAUUUGCUUUUAAAGACGAUAGAUUUAUUGCUAAUUCUUGGGAUGCAAACUGGAAAACAUCUUGGGAUCUAUCAAAACCCUGUGAAUGUGCUAUGCAAAAGUAUCAAGGAUAUAUACCUGCUUAUGACCCUAAUAUCAUGCCUCAUUUUAGCGCCGAAAAUGCCCAAAACAAGGCUUGGUGCGAAGAACUAUAUCAGAAAGGUUGGGGAAACCAAGGUUGCGCAGCAUAUAAACCAAAGUUAUAGUUUUUUUAAUAUAACAUUUUUUCAAUAAAAAAAUUGAAAUGAAAAGAAA
Messenger RNA from Hydra vulgaris (swiftwater hydra), 1510 nucleotides. RefSeq lists its product as uncharacterized. Gene Ontology annotation, biological process: chitin catabolic process; cell wall macromolecule catabolic process. Lineage: Eukaryota; Metazoa; Cnidaria; Hydrozoa; Anthoathecata; Hydridae. Gene Ontology annotation, molecular function: chitinase activity. The record is from RefSeq and is a predicted model, not a curated record.